AUGAAAGAUGUAUUUAUUGAUAGUGUACCCAAAUUAGAAGAUUCAACUGCUAAAUAUCCAGCUGCUUUACCAAAAAGGUUACAUGAUGAUGGACUUGGAAGAAAUAUGACUAUGUUUCUGGUAAUGAAGAGCUGUUUAACACAGUUACUAGAGGGAAUAGAACACUUGUCUUUUCAUUCUAUAGCUCAUAGAGAUAUCAAGAGUAACAAUAUAUUGAUAGAUACUGAUACUUCAGAUGGUAAGCCUCGUCUUGUGAUUAGUGAUUUCGGAUGUUGUUUAGCUGACAAUGAGAAUGGAUUGAAGAUUCCGUAUGUUUCAUCUGAUCAAACUAAAGGUGGUAAUCCAUCUUUAAUGGCUCCUGAGAUAGUUAAUGCUGUUCCAAGUGUGUAUGGAAGGUCAAUAUUAGAUUAUUCUAAAAGUGAUCUGUGGGCUGCUGGUAGUUUAGCUUAUGAGAUUUUUGGUGAAGAGAAUCCAUUUUAUGGUAAAAAUCAUGGUAGAUCAUUAAACAGUGGAACAUACAGUAUAUCAGACUUGCCACCUCUUCCAGAUUCUGUUCCAGGAAUUGUUCAAGAUUUAGUUUACAACAUGUUGGAGAUAGAUCCAAGAAAGAGGCUAACCGCAUCAACAGCAGCUACUGUUCUUCAGAUAUAUUUAUGGAAUAAUGAAUAUUUUCAAUUUAAUAAAGAAACAAAGAAGAGUGACUAUAAACUGUUUAUAUUAAUGCUAACAUUAGAAGUUAUAUCAAAGAAGCUAUACAACACCGGUGAGAAUCUUGAAACUGAUUUAAAGUUGUCCUUGUUAAAGAGAAUGACGGAGAAAGAUUUAAAUAAUUGUGUCAAUUUUUAUGUUAAAAAUAUUAAGUGAUAGAUGAUCAUUAGUGAUUUUUUUUGCUUUUGAUAAUAUGCAUUUGUUAACUAACAGAUAAUAGUGCUUUCAGUUAAUAUCUUUGUUGAUGUAAAACUUUGCUUUCAAUAAACUAUUUAGUUGUAGCUACCAUGUUGUUUCUAAGGAAUUUGAUUACUGCAUAGGAAACUAUAUAUGAUUCUAUCAUAAUAACACACACAAACAAAGUUCACAACCAAUUAAAUCAAUUCGAAAUUUUAAAAAGGCUAUAAUAUAUACCUAAGCCUUCAAAUCACAUUUAAAGCCAGUUAAAAUAUUUUAGCCUUUUGAAAAAUUUGACUUAAGUUGAGGUGGAGAUUAAAAAUGGUUGUGGACUGUUUGGUUGUGUUAUUUCCGUAUAAGAAUCAUAUAUACCUUUGUAUGUUCUUUACUAGCCUAAACUGUGAACUAUUCAUUUCUGCAUUGGUUCAUUGUAAGGAUUAAAGAGAAAUUCGACGUUCAACAUAUGAAAGAUAAUGAUUUUGAACUUCAAAAUCAUUUAUAAGAUGACAUUGCAUAAUUCUGAAAAUUGAAGAAAGAGAAAGGGUUCGCGUAUUUUAUUUAGAAAAUGGCUUUCUC
Messenger RNA from Lottia gigantea (owl limpet), 1461 nucleotides. RefSeq lists its product as hypothetical. The transcript is spliced from 6 exons. Gene Ontology annotation, biological process: autophagy of mitochondrion; protein phosphorylation; positive regulation of mitochondrial fission. The record is from RefSeq and is a predicted model, not a curated record. Gene Ontology annotation, cellular component: mitochondrion. The coding region runs from base 1 to 864 and encodes 287 amino acids. Gene Ontology annotation, molecular function: ATP binding; protein serine/threonine kinase activity. NCBI's taxonomy places the organism in Eukaryota, Metazoa, Mollusca, Gastropoda, Lottiidae.